AAGUUGACGCAUGAGUUUCAGUUGAGCUUUGCCAGCCAAAACGACAACAACGACGACGACGCUGCGUUGGGUGCAUUCUCGAUUUAAGCUCUUCGACUCAUUGACGAGUUCGCGUCGCGUUCAACAAACAACCCAACAAGCAAACAAGCAAACAAACAAAACACUAAACAACAAAUCAACAAGCAACAAUAACAACAAGUUCAAGACAAGCAAACAUCCAGAAAAUACAAAUAAAUACAAAUACAAAAAACGGCAUUCGCAACGCGCAACAUUUGAUCAAGCCGGAGGAGCUGCCCUAAUAUCAAAGUGAAGCCCGAAUCUUUGGACCGGUGUCUGAUUAAGCAAACGGAUUUUCAUUAAUCACAGCAAACUGAUUUACAAGUGCAGCAUUUGCCGUCCGAGUUUCCUACGGUGUAAUGUGAGUCGCAUUGAAAAGCCGAAAAGCAGACGCCAUUAAAAGGAAUCGAAGCACUUGCAAGUUGCAAAACGAGGAGCAAAGAGACGACACAAUUCGCACACUGUGGCCAGCGGGAGACGAGCAGCAAACCGAAUGCAGUAUCUCAACUACGCACUGCAGACAUCCACGCGACUGCUGACCAGCCAGAGCAAUAACCACAGUCACAGUCAGAGUCAGUCACACACACAGUCACACACACAGACACAGACACAGACGGCAGCCCAGGAGGCAGCGGCGGAAGCGGAAGCACAGGCGGAGGAACAAAUAGCACACGCCUGUUGCAGUCGAGGCGCCCAAUUGCUCAGAUUGCGCCAACAGGAGCUGGCCAAGCGACGUGCCCUUGAGCUAGAGGAUCAACUGAACGCAAACGCCAUUGCCAUCAGAUUUGGCCAGGAUCAGGACGAGGACGUCUAUAGCGAGGCAUCCAGUGAGCCGGAGCCGGAGCCGGAGCGGGAGGAGGGCGCUGUCGGUGGACAUCUGGAGGCGUUGCACGUUGCUGGACACAAAGCCAGCGAGUCGACACCGCAGCCAGUCCAAUGAAAUUUACUCUCAUUUAAUGUGCAACUGGCGCGAAGCAAACUGUUAUCGUUUUUCAACCGCGACAUGGCCGCCACCGAUGGCCAAAUCAUAUUGGCCGCAUCCCGUUUUGGCGACUCGACGCCCGUCUAUUUGCGCGACUUCUCCAAGCAGCCGCUGCCGGCGGUGGCCAAGAUCCUCAAGGGCCAACAUCAGGCCCUGGGCGUGCCAACGCUAUCGGCGCCAUCGCUGCAAAGCACGGCGCUAUUUCUGAGCGCCGGCAAGAAGUAUCAGAUACUGGCGCAGCCCAUCAAGAUCAAGGAGGGACGCAAGCCCACAAAUGUGGGCGCCAAGGUGCUCAUACCGGAGACCUAUGGCGGCUACUUUGAGCUGCUCAGCGAGGAUGGCCGCUCCACGCGCUGCAUUGACUCCGUUCUGGAGCUGGCACGGCGUCGCAAUGCCCGCGUCCUGGUGCGGGAGACGUUCCGCUGCCAGCAGCUCAAUCGCACCAUCCAUGCCGGCGAGCUGCUGACCACAAUGAACGACAAUGGCAAGUACCUGCAGUGUCGCAACAUCAAGGAUGAGAUCAUCAAUCUGCCACUCGAUACCAAAGCCAAGUUCUCGCCCAUUGCACGCGAGGACAGCAUCAGCGGAGUGCACACCGUCAAGAAUCUGCUGCUCAAGCGGAUGCCUGUCAUUGUGAGACUCGUCCAUGGCAGCGGGCCGAAGGGACUGAAGCAGCCAUUUGUGCCGGAGCUGAGACUGCUGGGAUGCGUGGAAAUCGAUCGGAUCUUUGCGCUGCCGCUGCAGAAGGACACGGAUCUGGUGCCGGUGCCAUUGAAUGUGAAAAUUAAGCUGCAGCGGGCCAAGAAUAUGGAGCAGCUGGAGCAUUUCAUUGAGUACACGCGCUUUCUGGACAAGGCGCAACGAUUGCUGGCGGAUGCACGCGAUCGCCUGCAGAUUGUCGAUCUCAAGCUGAGCGAGAAGGAGAAGAAGGACUCGAAGUUCAGCAGCCGCAACAGCGGCAACAAGUUGCCCGUGGUCAUGCUGCCAUCGGCGGCUGGCGUGGCAAGCGGACUGGCCGAGAGCGGCUAUGUGCUGCGCAAGAGCGCCAGCUGCGAUUCCUGGUCAAAGCAACAGCAGCAGGCAUUGAGCAGCAGCGAGAUUGCCGAGGAGUACAAGGAGAUCGAUCACAUCUAUGAUUAUGUGCGUGGUCUGACGCCUCUCUCCAAGGGAUUGGCCCGCUUUGAGCCCAUCUGUGAGUCGCCGACACUCAAGUCGCAUCACACGGACAGCAGCGGCAAUGGCAACUAUUGCAGCUUGAUUCGUGGCCCGACAACGACGGCAACACAGCAGCCGAACAACAACAACAACAACUACAGCAGCUUGGAAUCGAACAAGCACAGCAGCAGCAACGGUGGCCAUCAUCAUCAUCAAUACCAGACGCAACAGCAACAUCAUCAGCAGCAACAGCAGCAGCAACAGCAGCAACAACAUCAUCAUCAUCAUUCGUCGGCGCUGCUGAUCAAUCAUUAUCAUCACAGCCAUAUACAGGAGGACAUUAAGCCCGUGCCGCCGCCCAUUGAGACAAUUCCGGGCAAGAAGCCGGCCGAGAAGCGACAGCGUCCAACUCUACCAAAGCUUUACAUCAAAAACGCCAAUGCGCACAGCGCCGGCAGCAGCAGCAAUGGCAACUCCACCGGCGGCACCAGUCACAGUCACAGUCACAGCCAUAGUCACAGUCACAGUCACAGUCACAGCCAUUCGCAGCAGCAACAACAGCUGCCGCCAACGCCAGGUAGCAAUAACAACAACAGCAACAACAACAGCUGCAGCACGGCAGCAAUUGUUGCCAGCGCUGCAGCAGCAGCAACAUCCGCUCACCACGCCCACUCGCACGCCCAUGCCCAUCAACACCAGCAUGCCCAUGCACACGCACACGCACACACACACGCACAUGCACACCAUGGCAAGGUGCUGACGCCCAACAACCAUUUGCCCGUGAAGGAAUCUCUUGAGCCGCAAUCGCCGCUCUUUCAUAUCAGAUACAAGAGUCUCAGCAGCCUGCAGCUGACACCGGACAGCAACAACCCAGGAGCAAUGACGCCGCCGACGAUCUCAGCGCAUGCCAAGGCAGCGGCACAAUCAGCAGCAACAGCAGCAGCGUCAUCCGCUGGCUCGCAGUCACCGCCCGAUGUGGUGCUCAAGUGCGGCAGUAUACUCAAUUCCCAUGGAUAUCUGGCGCACAGUCACAGCCGCAGCUCGAGCAGCAACAAUCAUCACAAUCCGCGAGAGGGCACACUGGACUCGUCGCGCAGCGGGGGACGCACAUCGGGGGAUUCACAAAAGCUGCCGGAGAAGAAGACGCGUCGCCUGUCGCGGCCACGGAGCCUCUCCAAUCUGGUGUGGGAUCUGCGGCCAUCCAAGGAGAAGUCCAAGAAGAAACUCUAUAUACACCAUUUCGAUCAGCGUCAGCAGGCGACGCUGUAUCUGUAGAAGAUGUUCGGGUUCCGUGUAGAUUCGUUGCCAAAUCGUUUUGCUGCCAUCAACGACAAAAACCCCACAGACAACAACCACAACAACCUAAGCAACAACAACAACAACAACAACAGACAACAGACAACAAUAACAAGCAACACCAACAUUUAACGCUGUGUGUGUUCCUGCAGCUUUCACUAUUUUAGCUUGCAGCAGCAAUUUUAAUUAACAUUGAAUUGUGCCUUCCCCUGCGCCUAGAACUAUGCUUUAAAAUUCCAAUGAAAUAUUUUUAAAGAAUAUUUUGCCUGGAUGGACAAGGAUGCAAGACAGAGAAGA
Messenger RNA from Drosophila innubila, 3787 nucleotides. RefSeq names its product probable serine/threonine-protein kinase yakA (gene sano). NCBI's taxonomy places the organism in Eukaryota, Metazoa, Arthropoda, Insecta, Diptera, Drosophilidae. The record is from RefSeq and is a predicted model, not a curated record. The coding region runs from base 1061 to 3469 and encodes 802 amino acids. The transcript has 8 exons.